AUGUCAGCUCCAACCCCUGAACCUCGGCCCUCCAGUGACGCGCCCGACGUGGGAGAGCAGCGUUUCCCCGAGACUCGCACCGUCGAGGGCUUUCAGCCCAAUGUUAUGAAGCAUCUCCGCUCCAUUUAUGCCGCACACGCAGAGUCCGAAUGCACGUGGACAGCUUCCCAGACAAUCGAUUUUAUCCGCAAUUUGCAGAAGCACGAGCAAGUGUUUGGUGACGACGGCGACGCGGCUCCCCUGGAUCUCGCUGGCUUCCUUGACUACAUGGCCUCGUCCAACGCCGCGGCCAUUCUUCCACGCAACGACCAAGACCUGUCCUGGCCCAUAUCGGCAUACUUCAUCUCGUCUAGCCACAACACGUACCUCACUGGCAAUCAGCUCUACAGUGACAGCACGACGGAAGCUUACGCCAAUGUGCUGCGGCGCGGCUGCCGCUGCGUUGAGAUUGACCCGCGGGUCCUGCACGGCUACACCCUGACCAAGGAAGUGCCCUUUCGUGACGUGUGCGCCACCAUCCGGAAGCACGCGUUCGAGGCCAGCGACCUGCCGCUCAUCAUCAGCCUCGAGGUGCACUGCAAUGCCGAGCAACAGGCCGUCAUGGUCGACAUCAUGAAGGAGGCCUGGGGCGACGUGGCCGUUGUCGCACCGCCAGAGAAGCAGGGGCCGGCAGUGCUGCCCAGCCCAGACGCCCUGCGCGGCAAGAUUCUCGUCAAGGUCAAGUACGCACCGGCGGGUAGGAGCUACGGCGAGGGUGGGGAUGGGGAAGAGGAGGGUCUUGGCCGCAUUGACAGCGGGUUACCUGUCAAGACGGCAGAGAAGAAGAAACCGUCCAAGAUUAUUCGUGCGCUGUCCGAUCUUGGCAUCUACACACGCGCUGUGAGCUUCAAAUCCUGGGCACAACCUGAAGCCACUAUGCAGGGCCAUAUAUUUUCAAUGUCCGAGAAGAUGUUUACUACGCAUCAUACGGAUAAUAGUGCCAAACUUUUUGAGCACAAUCGCGAUUAUAUGAUGCGCGCCUAUCCAUCGGGCUUACGUAUUGGAAGUUCAAAUCUCAAUCCGCCUCCAUUUUGGGGCUCAGGCGCGCAGAUUGUCGCCCUCAACUGGCAACAGACGGAUGAAGGCAUGAUGCUUAAUCAGGGCAUGUUUGAGGGCACUAAUGGCUAUGUCCUUAAACCACAAGGUUACCGCCCGAAUCUCGCAUCCAAGUCAUGCCCAAACACGAUUAUCCGCAAAACCCUGUCACUGUCCGUCGCCGUUUUCGCCGCCCAGUACAUCCCUCUGCCCUCUGGCGACAGCUCCGACAGCGGCUUUCACCCGUACGUCAAGAUGGAGCUGCACGUUGACGGCAACCCCAGCCACGACCUCGCCACGGGCAAGCCGCGUGCGCUCGCCAACCAGGGCCACGAGCGGGACGGGGAGCACAAGGUGCACACCAAGUCGCACCGGGGCGGCGCCGACGUGGACUUUCACGGGCAAGUCCUCUCAUUUCGGGGCAUCACAGACAUUGUGGAGGAGCUCACAUUUCUGCGUUUCAAAGUUUGUGACGACGAGAUUGUCAAAGAUGACUUGGCGGCGUGGGCUUGCGUGCGGCUGGAUCAACUAGCGAGCGGGUACCGCUUCAUUCACCUAUGGGAUACCAAGAGCCAGUACACCAAAGGCGUGAUUCUAGUCAAGAUAGAAAAACAGCUUUCGUGA
This is a messenger RNA of Cordyceps militaris CM01, 1698 nucleotides long. RefSeq names its product PLC-like phosphodiesterase, TIM beta/alpha-barrel domain. The record is from RefSeq and is a predicted model, not a curated record. Gene Ontology annotation, molecular function: phosphatidylinositol-4,5-bisphosphate phospholipase C activity. Lineage: Eukaryota; Fungi; Ascomycota; Sordariomycetes; Hypocreales; Cordycipitaceae. The transcript is spliced from 3 exons. The coding region runs from base 1 to 1698 and encodes 565 amino acids. Gene Ontology annotation, biological process: phosphatidylinositol-mediated signaling; lipid metabolic process.